Messenger RNA from Strongylus vulgaris, 423 nucleotides. Lineage: Eukaryota; Metazoa; Nematoda; Chromadorea; Rhabditida; Strongylidae. The record is from the annotation of a GenBank genome assembly.
AUGGCAAGGACAAAGAGCAAGGCUUCUGCCGAAAGACAUACCAAGCGAACUCUGGAAAGAAUGCAGAUGGCUCGGUGUCUCAUGGCUUGCCUUCAGAUCAUAGAGUUGCCAUCCAAUCAGUGCGGAUUUGUGAAGGGUACCGGUACUAUUGACGCCAUCCGUACUGUACGGAUAGUGAUGGAGAAGCAUAGAGAAAAACGAAGAGAGCUGCAUGCGGCUUUCCUUGAUAUAAGAAAGCUUUCGACAAGGGCUCCCAAUGUCAGGUGGGUACUGCGAAAGCACAUGGUUCCAGAAGUAUACAUCCAAUGGAUAAAAGUGAUCUAUCACGGAGCCAGGAGCCAUGUGCACGGACAGUCAAAGCCAUUCCGCAUAAAGACAGGCGUGCAUCAGGAGUGCUCUUUUCUGUAUUCUUCAUCACAGUAA